CAUACUCACCGUGUGAUUCGCAGCGGCUGUCAUGGCCAGCUUGUCGCGCACAAUUCUAAAAUGUUGUUGAGCUCUAGGCCUUUCCAGCGGGGCUCCGCAUGGAUCUGCAAGUCUUGCAUAGCUCGAUUUGCGACUUCCGCAACAAGGAAGCAUUCAAACUCUCCGAAUUCGCAAAUUUCCAGGCUUCCCAGCAAGCCUGCGCGUACUCGUUUUGCACCAUCUCCCACCGGGUACCUUCAUCUUGGAUCUCUACGGACGGCAUUGUUUAAUUAUCUCCUGGCAAAGCGUACCGGCGGCCAAUUUUUACUGCGAAUUGAGGAUACUGACCAGAAAAGGACAAUCCCUGGUGCAGAGCAGAGGCUGUGUGAGGAUUUGAAAUGGGCUGGGCUUCAAUGGGACGAAGGGCCGGAGGUCGGUGGCCCAUAUGGUCCCUAUAGACAGUCUGAGCGAACCCCGUUAUAUCAAGAGCAUGCGCAGAAGUUGAUUAAAUCCGGGCACGCUUACCGGUGCUUCUGUCCCUCUGAACGCCUACAUGCCCUCGCCCGGCAGAGGAAUAAGCUCGGUUUACCAACAGACUACGAUCGAACAUGUGCCAGUAUACCGGCCGGAGAAUCAGAGGAUCGUGCAGCAAAGGGAGAGUCGCACGUUAUUCGAUUAAAAGUACCAGACAAAUACCCGGACAUGGUGGAUCUCGUAUAUGGCAAGGUUCGAAAUACAAAGGCAGUCGCACCGUUCAAGCAUGGCGAGUUGUCUUUUGAGGAUCCCGUGCUCUUGAAAUCUGAUGGCCUUCCAACAUACCAUUUGGCAAACGUUGUGGAUGACCACCACAUGAAGAUUACGCACGUCAUUCGAGCGGCUGAGUGGAUAUCGUCGACUCCGAAGCACCUCUACAUGUAUCAUGCGUUUGACUGGGCUCCACCUGAGUUUGCGCACGUCGGGCUACUCCAGGACGAGAACGGACACAAGCUCAGCAAGCGCAACUUUGAUCUAGAUAUUUCUGCGUUCCGCGAUACAUGGGGCAUCUUCCCAGAAGCUCUUGCUAACUACGCCGCCCUACUCGGCUGGUCCCACAAUCAGAAGACCGAUUUCCUUCCCAUGGAUCAGCUGAUCAAAAAUUUUGAUCUCAAAUUCACCAAGGGAAACACCAUUGUAACAUUUGGCAAACUGUGGUACCUGCAAAAGGAAUACGCGCGACUCUAUGCCAACAAGAACACUCCCGAGUUCGAGGCUACCGUGGAUAAGAUUACCAACGUCGUGCGGAACCAUGCCGGGAUUAGCGAAACUGAGGAACUUCUCAAUGGUCGAGAUCUGCGUGAAUACGUGGCGGCAAUUUUCCGCGCCGACGCCAAAAAUUACACGAGUCCCGAAGACUUUCUCGACCGCAACGACCGGUUUUUCCAUCCAGUCAUCAAUGUACGAUACGAACCACUAGAGUCAUUCAGCAAGGAUCCCCUACCGCCGCCUCCCCCUACAAACCUGGCCAGUGCUGCCGAUAAAAUUUGCCAACUGGGCCCAGAGAGCUGGAAUGUUCCAGAUCUCAAGGCUAAAAUGAGCGCAAUUGUCGAAGAGGGCUCGAGGAUCAGUGCAGAAGACGUCUCCGGUGAAAUGACCAAAGAGGUGCAGGCUCUUCGCCGCAGGCAGAAGGCUUGGAACAGGGCUUUCUAUCAUUACAUGCGAUGGGCACUUUUGGAGGGCAAGCAAGGACCAGACGCAGCAUCCGUCAUGGUCAUUCUCGGACGCGACAUUACCCUGGAGAGAUUAAGCAAAGCGUCCAAUUUGGUGCGGGCUAGCCAACGCUCAAAUAACGAGGCAGUCGCAGCUGGAACACAAGCAUGAAAUGAAGGUGCUUGAAUAAUAGACUGAUUGUACAUUAGAAGGAGAUCUAGCUCGCUAGUAAAAGUAUCUCCGAUUCAUGUAGAUAGAAAUAUAGAAAAGGAACGCCAUCCU
This is a messenger RNA of Xylona heveae TC161, 1947 nucleotides long. RefSeq names its product glutamyl-tRNA synthetase. Gene Ontology annotation, molecular function: ATP binding; zinc ion binding; tRNA binding. The coding region runs from base 61 to 1836 and encodes 591 amino acids. The record is from RefSeq and is a predicted model, not a curated record. Gene Ontology annotation, biological process: glutamyl-tRNA aminoacylation. Lineage: Eukaryota; Fungi; Ascomycota; Xylonomycetes; Xylonales; Xylonaceae. The transcript has 7 exons.